This is a messenger RNA of Closterium sp. NIES-67, 1187 nucleotides long. The record is from the annotation of a GenBank genome assembly. Lineage: Eukaryota; Viridiplantae; Streptophyta; Zygnematophyceae; Desmidiales; Closteriaceae.
CAGAGCUUCACAAGUGCCUCAAGGGCCAGUGGAUCCACUUCGUUGGCGACCAGACCUCUCGCACACUCUCCACCUUCCUCGCCAAGAAAAUGCGGAUUAAGAAAGUCGGCAUCAAGCCACCAGAGUAUUUGAGACCCCCUUCGCCAUCUUCCUCCUCCUUUGCUUCACCCUCCUCCUCCAAAUCUUCCUCCUCCUCCUCUCCUCCUCCUCCUCCUCCUCCUCCUCCUCCUCCUCCUUUCCUCCUCCUCUUCCUCGUCCGAAGUCCCAUCGGCGCCCUCUUCUUCGUCCUCUUCUACUCUUGUCUUGGAUGAAAAUACAGAGAAUACCCAACAGGACGAGCAAAGCUCCAGUAACAGAAGAAGGCUUGCUUCUAAUGAGGACGAUCCGGCCAAUGAAGACACGAGCAGCAGUAGUAGCAGCAGCAGCGGCGGCAGUGACUCUAGUGGUGGUCCAAUAAUCGACAGCAACGGAAGUGACAGUAAUGGGAGUGACAAUAACGGGAGUGACAGUGACGGAAGCGACAGUAACAAGAGUGGCAAUAACGGGAGUGGCAGUAACGAGGAGAGCACUGAGGCAGAGGAUGCAAGGGGAUGGCAGCCUGUAGAGAGGAGCGCCGAUCGCCCGUGGUGUCUUACUUGUUCCGAGCCAAGAUGGCGCACCAACGAGCCCCUGCACCAGGGGAUUCACCAAAAGAUGAUGUCAACGAUUUCUUCUUCGAGGGCCUACAGGACCCUGCAGCGGAUAGACCAGACGUGCUUAUAAUGAGUAUGGGGGUGCACGAGGUGUUUGGGUGGUCGGGGCGGCCGCGCGUGAAGCUCAACCUGACUGCUUUUAAAGAGGAUACCGAGGAGCUGCUGGGAAAGGUUCAGGGCAGCUUCCCAGAGCAGAGAGUUAUAUGGUGGAAAGCGCAUUACAUCCAACAAGGCAAGAUUAGGGGAGAGCAAUUAUUUACGAUUCGGCGAUACCACAGCCGCUACCAGCGCCACGCUGCCUCCCGCUUCGCUGCUACUGGGCACUCGGUUGCGGACUUCUACUCCACUACUAGGACCAGGAGCGAGGCUUGUAGAGGGGAUGGAGUGAACUAUGACUCGGAAGUGGUUUGGCAACAUGUGAAGAUUCUUGCGCAUAUGCUGUGUUACAAACAUGGUAACAAGAGAUAAGGAUGUGAGGAACGUUUUCUGUUGCGA